AUGCCUAACCAGGCAGCCCGCGAAACAAAAUCGGAGAAGCCGGCCGGACCGGCUGUCCCAGAAUCGGACGACACAGUGGCAAAGUUACCAACAUGGCAAAAAUGGACGACACGGUUUGUCGUUUGCUGGAUGACUUUGCAUGCUACCUUCGCCAACAGCUCCAUCAUGACAGCAGUUGCAGAGGUUGCCACCGAUUUCGAUGUCCCGACCCACGUCAUUACCACAGCCAACGCUGGCGUUUUCAUUACGAUGGCUGUGUCUGCCCUCAUCUGGUUGCCAAUCAGCACAAUCAUUGGUCGCAGACCUACCUAUCUCUUAGCUACAAUCAUGCUCACGCUGUCUUCAGUGGACUCAGUUACAUCUCAGAGCUUCGCUUUCUUCGUCACUGCCUGGAUCCUCGGAGGAGCAACCGGACUUUACUUCCUUAUUGCUGGACAAACCAUGUUGGCAGACACUUUUGAACCAACCAGUCGUGGCUUGGCAGUCGGCCUGUUUCUUGGAAGCUCUGUUGCUGCAAACUCAUUGGCGCCCAUGAUCGGAGGUGUCAUAGUCUCAUACACAACAUGGAGAAUUAUCUAUGUCGUCCAAGCAGGAAUGGCGUUCUCUGGCCUCGCGUUGGGAUACCUAUUCAUUUCGAAUACAGUCGGUUGGGACAACCAGCAAGCUAAGGGUGGAUCCAGCGACAAUUAUGUCAUGGGUGCAUUGCGCAUGCUCAGUCCAUUGGAUGUGUUUCGUUUGUUCAGGAACCCAAACAUCAUCAUGGCGGACUUCGCUUGCGGGUUACUAGGCUUCAAUCAGUACGCCCUCAUAGCAUCUGUUCGACGAGUUAUCAACCCACGAUUCAACCUCACUACUCCCCUUAUCAGCGGUCUAUUCUAUCUCGCCCCAGGAGCUGGCUUCUUGCUUGGCAGCAUGAUCGGCGGUGCGCUGUCCGACCUUCAAGGAUUCGGACUCAUGUGGUCAUUUAGCGGAUUGAAUACGUACGCUGCUGAGGUUGUACCCGAAACGAGAACAGCUGUCAUUAGCGGAAAGUACAUCAUCCAAUAUUGCUUUGGGGCCGGUGCUGUUGGUUGUGUCGUUCCCAUGAUAGACUCUAUCGGAGUCGGCUGGGUCUUUACCAUCACUGGACUUGGUGCUACCUUUGGUGGCGUGCUUGUCUUGGCGAUGAUCAAGAAAACACUUCAUGUUCAAAGUCAGAAGACCAUUGAUGACAAGCUUGAAAAUGAUGCCGACAGUUGUGUGUAA
Messenger RNA from Colletotrichum aenigma, 1245 nucleotides. Its product is annotated as Efflux pump FUB11. Gene Ontology annotation, biological process: transmembrane transport. The record is from RefSeq and is a predicted model, not a curated record. The transcript has 7 exons. Bases 1 to 1245 code for a protein of 414 amino acids. Lineage: Eukaryota; Fungi; Ascomycota; Sordariomycetes; Glomerellales; Glomerellaceae. Gene Ontology annotation, molecular function: transmembrane transporter activity.